AUGGGGACAAAAUUUGUUGUGGGGAACUGUUCACGUCGUGGCCACAACGGGGACAACUCUAGGACGACCUGCAACAACGUUGUCGGAGACGACAAUAAUGGUGGCUGCGUGAAGCUCUUUGGUGUGUAUUUGGAAGGCAAAAGGGAUGGUAAUUCCAUGAAGAAGAGCCUUAGCGCUGGAAAUAUUGGCUCAAAAGACGUCGACAACAAUGGCAGGGGAGUUGAUGGGUGUCUCUCCGAUGGUCCUACUCGACGUAAGACUAAGACUGCUCUUCACAGAAAAGGGGGGCCAUGGACAGAGGAAGAGCACAGAAUGUUUCUAGCUGGUCUGGCGAAGCUUGGGAAGGGUGAUUGGAAACGAAUUUCAGAGAAGUUUGUGGCCACCAGGACGCCUACCCAGGUUGCUAGUCAUGCACAAAAAUAUUUUCUGAGACAGGCUGCAGAUGAGAAAAAGAAACGCAGACCAAGCCUGUUUGAUCUGUCUCUUCAAGAAGCUGUAAUUUCUCUCUCUGUUUGCCAUACAUAUGCCCAUGAAAAAUGUUGUGUUUUAUUUCAUGUCUGUGACAAUUAA
Molecule: messenger RNA, 570 nt
Organism: Alnus glutinosa
Lineage: Eukaryota; Viridiplantae; Streptophyta; Magnoliopsida; Fagales; Betulaceae
Product: probable transcription factor At5g61620
Exons: 2
Coding region: 1-570 (189 amino acids)
Biological process (GO): response to auxin; response to ethylene; response to gibberellin
Molecular function (GO): DNA binding
Source: RefSeq, a predicted model, not a curated record